Perkinsus marinus ATCC 50983 is the source of this 1281-nucleotide messenger RNA. Its product is annotated as Periplasmic trehalase precursor, putative. The transcript is spliced from 11 exons. The coding region runs from base 1 to 1281 and encodes 426 amino acids. Gene Ontology annotation, molecular function: alpha,alpha-trehalase activity. The record is from RefSeq and is a predicted model, not a curated record. Gene Ontology annotation, biological process: trehalose catabolic process. Lineage: Eukaryota; Perkinsozoa; Perkinsida; Perkinsidae.
AUGCCUCGCACUGUGAAGAAUUUCGAUAAGAUGGAACCGGGACUGCUCGCGUUGGAAUUCGGCGCGGAAUAUAUGGUACCUGGUGGGAGAUUCACUGCGAUGUAUGGUUGGGACAGUUACUUCAUCAUUUUGGGCCUGCUGAGCUCUUCGGACCCCCCGGCGCCUGACUUGUUGAGAACGGCAAUUUCUAUGCUAAAACAACAGGUUUAUGAAAUCGAGAAUUAUGGAUCUGUUUUGAAUGCCAAUCGAUCAUACUUUUUGAAUCGUUCUCAACCACCCUUCAUUUCAUCAACAUUAAUGGCUCUUCUACCGUAUAUUAAGAACGAUACCGAAUUCGUAUCAAGAGCUACCGCAGCGAUUGUCAAAGAAUAUGAUAACGUGUGGAAAUGCGGUCAUCGAUACGACAGAGUCACUGGACUCUCUAGGUACGAUGGGCAUCCUGCGACACAAUGCAGAGCGACUGAGCCCGGUCAUUAUGCAUGGAUGGAGAGUCUAAGUGGAGAUGCGCUGAAAAGAGCGAUUCGUUCGGAUAUGGCAAUACAAGAAUCGGGUCAUGAUACGACUGCAAGAUUGACGAGAACUGAUGCCUGCGAUAUGGCCACAGUCGACCUGAAUUGCAUAUUGUAUAGGAUUGAAUCUGAUCUCGCGAAGCUCCACGAGCCCUCGAGAGAUUGGCGUGCAUUGGCGCGCGCCCGGCGAGAAACCAUGUUACAUCUGAUGUACAUUCCGACACGUGGAGCCUUCUUCGACUACAACACCCGAACGAGAGUACUCGAUUCGUCAGUGCUCUCGGCGACUGGGGUGUCGUAUCCGCUCUGGUGUGGUAUGUUGGAUAGAGAUAGGACGAUAGUGGACAGUUUGGUGAAGACUUUGAUGACAAAACUGGCGGCUCCUGGAGGAGUGCUUUCUGAUAACAUCACUGAUGAUCAUCGAGGGUUUCGUGGUCAGUGGGAUUGGCCAGCGGGUUGGGCUCCUCAUCAGAUGCUCACAUGGAUUGGCUUGAUGCGAUUGAAUAAAGUCAAAGAGGCUCGGGAUUUGGCAUCGAGGUGGGUGAGCUUAGCGUUGGAGACAUUCAUAAACUACGGUUGCCUGCCCGAGAAGUUCGACGUUGUGUCCUGUACAUCAACAUUGAAUCUCGAAUAUGGCAAUCAGUGCACAGAUUUUGGGGACUUCUUCGGCUGGACGACCGCCAGCGUUGAGUUCGCUCUGCAGUAUGUGUUGACGGAUGGAGAUAUCGCAGAAAUCGAGAGAAAUAUGAAAAUGGUCGUGAAAAACCAUUAA